Capsella rubella is the source of this 1856-nucleotide messenger RNA. RefSeq names its product cytokinin dehydrogenase 7. Gene Ontology annotation, molecular function: cytokinin dehydrogenase activity; FAD binding. The transcript has 4 exons. Bases 216 to 1796 code for a protein of 526 amino acids. Gene Ontology annotation, biological process: cytokinin metabolic process. NCBI's taxonomy places the organism in Eukaryota, Viridiplantae, Streptophyta, Magnoliopsida, Brassicales, Brassicaceae. The record is from RefSeq and is a predicted model, not a curated record.
GAAAUUAAAAUAUUCAAUCACAGAAAUAAAAUGAAAACAAAUCCAAAAGCUAUAAUAACCUCUCUCGGUCGCUAUUUAUAGCUAAGCCACACAAGCUUCUCUCUCACCACAGACAAACAAAAAAAGGUUUGGUUUCCAAAAGCUAAAAAGCUUCCAUCUACAUUAGAGUCUCUCAUUUAGGCAUUUUCACACAAUCACACACCAAACCAAAAAAAAUGAUAGCUUACAUAGAACCAUACUUCUUGGAUAACGACGCCGAGGCUGUCUCCUCCGCCGUCACCUCCUCCGCUAUUUCUACUGAUGGCUUCUCUGAGUCACUUGAUGACAUCCAAGGAGAAAUCUUGUGCGGUGGCGCUGCCGCCGAUAUCGCCGCGAGGGAUUUCGGCGGCAUGAACUGUGUUAAGCCACUUGCCGUGGUGAGACCGGUUGGACCGGAGGAUAUCGCCGGAGCUGUGAGAGCUGCUCUGAGGUCGGAUAGACUCACGGUGGCUGCUCGUGGAAACGGCCAUUCAAUCAACGGCCAAGCCAUGGCGGAAGGAGGGCUCGUCGUCGAUAUGAGUUCCACGGCUGAGAAUCAUUUCGAGGUUGGUUUUUCAUCCGACGGUGGUGACGCGGCGUUCGUGGACGUCUCCGGAGGGGCAAUAUGGGAAAAUGUGUUGAAACGGUGCGUUUCGGAGUACGGUUUGGCUCCGAGGUCGUGGACUGAUUACCUUGGGCUAACGGUGGGUGGGACGUUAUCCAAUGCCGGCGUUAGUGGACAAGCGUUCCGUUACGGACCACAGACUUCAAAUGUAACGGAGCUAGACGUCGUGACGGGAAACGGAGACGUCGUUACUUGCUCGGAGGUUGAGAAUUCUGAGCUCUUCUUCUCUGUUCUAGGUGGUCUUGGCCAGUUUGGUAUCAUCACCAGAGCUAGGGUUUUGCUACAGCCAGCUCCUGAUAUGGUGAGAUGGAUAAGAGUAGUAUACGCCGAGUUCGACGAUUUCACCCGGGACGCCGAGUGGCUAGUGAGUCAGAAGGACGAGUCAUCAUCGUUCGAUUACGUGGAAGGGUUCGUGUUCGUCAACGGUGAUGACCCGGUCAACGGAUGGCCUACGGUUCCACUACACCCGGAUCACUAUUUUGACCCGACCAGGCUCCCACAAUCAUCCGGGUCGGUUCUUUACUGCCUCGAACUCGGUCUUCACUACAGAGACUCCGAUUCCAACUCAACCGUCGACAAGAGGGUGGAGAGAUUGAUCGGACGGCUAAAAUUUAACGAAGGAUUAAGGUUCGAGGUAGAUCUGUCGUACGUUGACUUUCUACUUCGGGUCAAAAGGUCCGAGGAGAUAGCGAAGGAGAUCGGCACGUGGGAAACGCCGCACCCGUGGCUCAACCUCUUCGUGUCGAAGCGAGACAUCGGAGAGUUCAACCGGACGGUGUUCAAAGAACUUGUCAAGAACGGUGUCAAUGGACCAAUGCUGGUGUACCCACUCUUGCGAAGCAGGUGGGAUGAACGGACGUCGGUGGAAGUGCCGGAAGGAGAGAUAUUUUACAUAGUGGCAUUGCUUAGGUUUGUGCCGCCGUGUGCAAAAGCAUCAUCGGUUGAGAAAAUGGUAGCUCAAAACCAAGAGAUCGUUCAUUGGUGUGUGAAGAAUGGGAUAGAUUUCAAAUUGUAUCUUCCUCAUUACAAGUCCCAAGAGGAAUGGAUUCGCCAUUUUGGUAACAGGUGGUCGAGGUUCGUUGAUAGGAAAGCUAUGUUCGAUCCUAUGGCUAUCCUUUCACCUGGUCAAAAGAUUUUCAAUAGGUCUCCUUGACCCCCUCCCCCAUAUUGUUUUCUUUCCUUUUCUUAUUUUUUUUUUACUUUUGUAUCUUGA